This is a messenger RNA of Cutaneotrichosporon oleaginosum, 2089 nucleotides long. RefSeq lists its product as uncharacterized. The record is from RefSeq and is a predicted model, not a curated record. Gene Ontology annotation, biological process: transmembrane transport. Gene Ontology annotation, cellular component: plasma membrane. Gene Ontology annotation, molecular function: transmembrane transporter activity. NCBI's taxonomy places the organism in Eukaryota, Fungi, Basidiomycota, Tremellomycetes, Trichosporonales, Trichosporonaceae.
GCUACUCCUCUCACACUCUCUCACCGCCAGGCCAGCAGCUCACGGCCCUACCUCCGGCGAUGACAGUGUCGCACGCGUCGACCGCGACCAUGUCCUCGAACACUGCCACAACCGACACUAGUGCGGCCGAGCGCGGCGUCGCCGACCACACCCUGCGGCGUCGGUGGUGGCGUUGGCGCGCAAAUAUCACGCCGUGGUCAGAAUUAGCUACGCACAAGUACAAGGGAAGCGGGACGGGCGACGACCCAUUCGUCGUGACCUGGCUCGAAGAAGACGCCGAGAACCCAUACAAUUGGAACGAGGGGUAUAAGUGGUUCAUCACUCUCAUUGUCGCUUUCGGCAUGCUCAGCGUCACGAUGGGAUCAUCGAUCUUGUCAGGGAGCAUCCAGCACGUCAAGGCAGAGUUUCCGGGGCAUCACCCAAUGUCAUACAUCAUGGUCACCGGCAUCUACAUUCUCGGUUUCGUCGUCGGCCCCUUCCUAUGGGCGCCAUGGUCCGAGGUAUUUGGCCGCCGCUCUGCUUUCGUGGUUACCCAGAUCCCCUUCACCGCGUUCGACGCCGCUGUUUGCGGCGCCGGCAACCUCUACGCGCUCCUCCUCCUGCGCUUCUGCGCCGGCAUCUUCGGGUGCUGCGCCAUGACAAACGCCGGUGGAAUCAUCAGCGACAUGUUCCGUGCGCACAAGCGUGGCCUCGCGAUGGGCGUCUUUGGCGCCAUGCCAUGGAUGGGCCCCGUGAUCGGUCCCAUUGUUGGCGGCUUCCUCGGCGACCCUGCCGGGUGGAGGUGGGUCGCCGCCGUCGCCGCCCUCUUCACGGGAUACCUCACGUUUAUGCACCUUGCCUUCCUGCCCGAGACGUACGCGCCCGUUCUCAUGCGUGAGCGGGCGAAGCGGCUCUCCGCCGCCGACCCACAAGGUCGCAUCUACCGCUCCGAACAGGACGUCGCCAAACCCCUCAACACGCGCCAGCUAGUCAUCAACCAGCUAAAGGUGCCCUAUAUCCUGAUGUUCACCGAGCCGAUCGUUUUCAUCCUCAGCAUGUACAUGGCGACAAUUUUCGGCCUGCUCUAUAUGCAGUUUACGAGCUUCCCGAUCGUAUUCCAGCAGCUGCGCGGCUGGGGGCCGGGCAUCGGCGCUCUGGCGUUUCUCGGCAUCUGCGUAGGAUGUAACCUCGCCCUCGUGUACAUUGUUGUGUGGGGCAACCCAAGCUACGCGCGCGCUCUCAAGGAACGCGGCGCACUCCCUCCCGAGGCCCGCCUCCCGUCCGCCAUGGUCGGCGCCAUCAUCCUGCCCGCCGGCCUCUUUUGGUUCGCGUGGACGUGCAUGCCACUCUCGAUCCACUGGAUCGUUCCCAUCAUCGGCACGGUCCCCUAUGGCGCAGGUCUCGUCAUCCUCUUCAUGGCGGUGCAAAAUUACCUCGUGGACGCAUACCUCCCUCUCGCGGCUUCAGUGCUCGCCGGCGGCACUGUCAUGCGCUCCCUCCUCGGCGUUAUUAUCCCGCUGUUCACAAUCGACAUGUAUAACGCGCUCGGGCCGCGGUGGGCGUCGAGCAUCCCCGCCUUCUUGGCGCUGGCCUUCACGCCUUUUCCUUUCAUCCUGCUGAGGAACGGCCAGCGCGUCCGCCGCUGGACAAAGUACGGCCGCGAGGCCGACGAUAUAGUGCAGCGCCUGGCUGCGGCCAAGAUGGCGGCGCGCGAGGCCGAGCUCGCGGAGCGGGCUGAGCACCCCGUUGCUACAAGCGUGCACGAGGGCGCCGGGCCUGGGCUGGACCACCUGAAUCGCGGGGGGGCGCGAAACGCGCUCGACGACGCAGAGCUGGAGAAGGAAAUCGAGGAGGAGAUACAGGAGGCGCACGAAGAGCUCGAGCGUAUUCGCUCGCGCGCGGCCAGUGCCCGCUCCAUGCGCUCCGAAGGCGGCAAGAGCGCGGUCAGCGCGGACACGGAGGUGCUUAGCAUGCACACGGCCAUUGAGGGGCGGCGGACGCCGUUUGAGGCCGCUCUGAGGGAGAAGUAGAGGGGAAGUGCACUGGGUGGAGGUCAUCGGCUUGAGCAAUUGCAUCGAAAGCGGGGGAGAUGUUGUCAUCAUUGCAUGCA